Molecule: messenger RNA, 864 nt
Organism: Clavispora lusitaniae ATCC 42720
Lineage: Eukaryota; Fungi; Ascomycota; Pichiomycetes; Serinales; Metschnikowiaceae
Gene: NUBPL
Biological process (GO): mitochondrial respiratory chain complex I assembly; iron-sulfur cluster assembly
Cellular component (GO): mitochondrion
Molecular function (GO): ATP binding; ATP-dependent FeS chaperone activity; 4 iron, 4 sulfur cluster binding
Source: RefSeq, a predicted model, not a curated record
AUGUUCCGCCGUUUCCACACAGCCCAGACUCUCCUUCAUGAGAAUCCGCUUGGACUUCCCAAAUCUUCGAAGUCGCCUAUGGCCCGUGGAUUGCCUAUCAAGCAAAGAAUCCCAAACGUCGAUAAAGUUGUAUUGGUCUCUUCAGCUAAAGGAGGUGUCGGAAAAUCCACGGUUUCUAUCAACACAGCACUAGGUCUUUCUCAGCUUGGAAAGUCUACCGGUAUUCUUGACGCAGACAUUUUCGGACCAUCUGUUCCCAAACUUCUUUCUCUCCUGGGCGAACCACGGCUUACAGAAACGGGAAAAUUACUUCCGCUCACCAACUACGGCCUUCCGUCUAUGUCCAUGGGUUACUUGGUUCCUCCCGAAAACGCCGUGGUUUGGCGUGGGCUCAUGGUGAUGAAAGCACUUCAGCAACUUCUAUUCGAGGUGGAAUGGCCUCAUCUAGACUACUUAGUGGUUGAUAUGCCCCCUGGAACUGGUGAUACACAAUUGACUAUAGCACAGCAACUCAAAGUCGAUGGGGCAGUGAUAGUAUCAACGCCCCAAGAUAUUGCGUUGAUCGAUGCGGUUAAAGGAAUUGCCAUGUUUGAAAAAGUACACAUCCCCCUUCUUGGGCUUGUACAGAACAUGAGCCAUUUUGUGUGCCCCAAUUGCCAUCAUGAAUCGCAUAUUUUCGGUUCUGACGGGGCCCGAAAAGAGGCCGAAAAACAUGGUCUUGAUGUGUUGGGCUCAGUGCCGUUGAACGAAAAGAUUUGCCUUCAACUGGAUGCGGGAGUACCCGUAGUAAUUUCUGACCGAGACACUGACUUGGCUAAGCCAUAUAUGGAUAUUGCACAACGAAUCGUUGAGAAACUCGGAUAA